Messenger RNA from Nematostella vectensis (starlet sea anemone), 2993 nucleotides. RefSeq lists its product as uncharacterized. The coding region runs from base 93 to 2534 and encodes 813 amino acids. The record is from RefSeq and is a predicted model, not a curated record. The transcript has 4 exons. Lineage: Eukaryota; Metazoa; Cnidaria; Anthozoa; Actiniaria; Edwardsiidae.
AUCCCCCAGGGGUAGUUUUUCAAUGGAAAAUGGCGGCAGAAACACGAAGAGCUUGAAUUGAUCUUUAUUUUGGUAUAUUACUCUUAAUACAAAUGGAUAUUGAUUCUUCAGAUACGACAGUCAUUAGCUCUCCGGUUCCAGAAAAUGCUCCCAACGAACCUGAGGAUACUCCACUUACAACCAAGCGAAAGGGACGUUUUAACAUCGCUUUGUAUUCGAAACGAAGAAAACUUAUCAUGGAAGAGCUUGUAGACGAAAAGCUAGCAGCAGAUGUCAAAGUGAAAAGCCUGCAGAAUAAAAUCAACUAUCGUAAGCGCAAGGCUGAUGAUCUAGAAACACUGGUGCCUGCACCGAAGCAACGACCAAGAAUGCCUAACACAGAGAGUAUGAUCUGCAAAGAAAAUAGUGAUCAUAUUAAUUUAUCUAAAGCUCAAAGUCAAAGAAGAAGAAAAGCAACACUUAGGGCUUUAAAGCCUAUACACUGCAAUCAAAGAUCAACUGACCAAACCCCAAUUAUGAAUGGGAUGUGGUCAACGCUGAUAAAUGAAAACCCAACACAGGUCAUAGAGUCCUUAAUGACAACUUCAAAGGUCUGCACUACCAAAGUCAUUCCUAGCAUUGUAAAGAAUAAUGUGACAAAGUAUGAAAAAAGUCAAGAGAACUUUGUACGAAGCACAGCCCUGCUUUACAAGGGGGGUUUACUAACAAAAACCAAGUACAAGGAAUUAAGGAAAGACAAAGCAGACUUUAUGCAAGGAGUGUCAGUACCGCGACCUGUAGCUUAUGAUAGGUUGAUGUCAUACAUAAAAGGAAUAAACAUGGGGGAUGUGUAUGAUCUCCAAGAUUUUGCUGAACAGAAAGGGAAAUGUCCAGUACAUGGAGUCUAUCGGUCUUUGGAGACCUUGCUUUUAAGGCUAGCUGACAUGUACUUAAUGCUAAAUGAGCACUCCAACAUCCUUCAUUGGUUUAAUGACCAAAAAGGAAAAUUCAUUGUGGCAAUUGGGGCUGAUGGAGCCCCUUUUGGCAAAGACGAGACAGCAACUUCAUAUUUAGUGAGUCUUUUAAAUGUUUUAGAAGGGGUACAAAGUUGUGACCACAACUACUUAUUAAUGGGAGGGAAUUGUGACGAAACUCAUGAACUGAUGUACGAGUAUACCAAACAUGUUAUCAAGGAAAUGGAGGAGAUAGAAGUGAAGGAAUAUGAGGUGCGUGGUAUCAAGAUAUCAUUUCAAUGCAGACUUAUUCCCAGCGACCAGAAAUGGAUGGCGAGUAUGUCUGGAGAAUUAAACAAUGCUGCGACCUACUUUUCAACGUUUGCCAAUGUCUCGAAGAGUAAUAUGAAGACCAUAAAUGGUAAAAUUGGCCAUGACUCAAGCAGCACUUGGAAAAAAUGGGCAUAUGAGAAAAGAUUGAAGGAUGCAGAAUCUGUCAAGUCAUUCAAAGAGAAGAACAAAAUUCCAGACGGUUCGAAAGCCAAUAACCAUCGAAAAAAAAUAACUGAGUACAUUGCAUCUAACAACUCAAGACAAGAGUUCUAUCCUCCACUAGGGAAAUUUGUUAAGUACCUUUACCCAGAGCCUCUUCACAACAGCAACAACGCAUGGCAGCAAUGGAAUUUAGAUGUUUUAAACACUGCCAUACAUCUAACCAAUAAAGCUGACAUCAACAAAGCUAAUGGGAACAUUACACUUUUGCCAAAGCAUUCAGCACUGGCAAAAUACAUGAGCUUGCUCAAAGACACCAUUAAGGCUGGAAGACUCUACAAGAAGGUGGAAAGAUGGUUCAGUGAAAAGAAAAAGACUGAAGACUUUUCCUACAGGUUUACUGGGAAGGAAUCUAAACUGUUCUGCUGGCAUUUCAAAAAGAUCUGCUGUGUAUUGAUUGAAACUCAAGCCAUUCCAAAGACCACCUUACUGCAUGUCUAUAGCCUGGCAUAUUCAGGUCUGUGUUUACGGAACUGUGUUUCCCUUUAUAGCAGGGUUCACAUCAGCGAGAGUGACAUUAAUGUUCUUAAGAAUGAGUGUGAGCAGUAUUACAACUGUCAAGCUCUAUUCUUGGCCAAUGUCAAACCAACCACAUGGACAAUUGGAAAAGCAAUUCCAUACUACACAGAUGAGAUAUAUAAUGAUUUGGGGUUUGGGCUCGGCUUGAAUAGUAUGCAAGGCAGGGAAGCUAAGCAUAUAAAGCUCUCGUCUUAUGCCAAAAACACUACCAAGGGUAAACACCUUCGGUGGUGGCAAGUUUUUAAGCAUGAGUUCAUGGAACUGAUAUGGCUUAAAGAAACUGAUUCCAAGCAAGUGGCCAAAAAAUUGCAUUGCACAAAUCAUUCUGAAAAUGAUGCUCAAGACAAACCUUCCAAGGAUAAGUACAUCCCUCCAUACUCUAUCAGCAACAAUGAAUUUUGUGCUUGUGGUCAGCCUAAGUCAGUUCCUGUGGCUUCCUGUUCUAUUUGUUCCUCGGAUGAAUUCAAACUAGUAGUGAAAUCAUGCAAGGAGGGUAAAAUUGACAAUAGAGUGCUUACACUAUGUCCAUGAAAUAAGAUCAUAUUAAGUAUUUUCUAACAGUUCUUAUUUAGAGACUAUUUAGUCAUCAGUCAACCAGAACAUUCAUUAUUACACAAAUACAUAUAUACACAAGAGACCACUUUAAUUAUUCUUUGUGUAAUGAAUGUUCUGUUUGACUGAUUGUGACUAAAUAGUUUCUAAAUAAGAACUGUUAGACAAUAACAACUUUGAUCUUGUUUCAUGGACAUAGUGUAAGAAUUCUACUGUAUUAUCAUGUCUCAUCAUGACUCACAAUGAACUUUUUUAUUCUAGCCAUUUUAUCAUAUUUAGAAAUCAUAUAUAAUCAUUCCAGUAAUGCUAAAUAUUUCUCUCAUUCUACUGAGGAUGACAUUAUGAAUAUGUUCAUAUUACUGGUUGUUCUUCCAUUGGUUGUUGUCCAGAAACAAUUAUAUGACAAUUAAAGAACAAUAAACAAGAACAUUUCUCCCA